UUAGGCUGUGAAGGUGUCAAGGCGCUAUAUAGCUCAGCCUCUCCUCUCAUCUGUUUCAGAAGAUGAAGUGGCUGCAUUUACUGCGGAUGAAGAGCCGCCGGUGCCCACGGGCCGACAUGAAGAGGAGGGCAGAUGAACGUCCCAAAGAGAAUGCUGAACAAGAGCCCGACGACAGGCUGGCGAGUGAAGAUGAGCUCCAGGAGGACGGCGCCAAAGGGAAGGUGCCGGGCAUGGACCGCCUGUCCAUCAUCCUGACUGAGAAGCGAAUCAGGAAGGAGCAGUUGGCGACCGAGAAAUCGCUGCAGGAGGAGUUUGAGAGGGAGUUCCUGGAGGAGGAGUACCCCGAGCUGCUGCUGGACCGUAUCCUGGAGCCCACCCUGAUGUUCAACGGGAGGCCCGACAGCUGGAUCCAGAGCUACGCCGCAUACCAGAUGCCCACCGCCUACAUCACGGAGCUCGUCUUCGAGGCCUUUGAGAAUGUGACGGCCACAUCCUGCAUCGAGAUCCUCAAUAACGCGCCCACGGUCAUCUACUACAACUGGCGCCCGCUGCCACACGUACCAAGCUUCAAGGAGGCACACAGCCUGGUCAAAGUGCAGCGCUUCUACUUCAACAUGAACUCAGGUGUCAUCCUCCCGGGAGACAAGCAGCAGAUCCUCUUCUCAUUUAAGUCGCCUGACCCGGGCAUCUUCAGCGAGUCCUGGCAAAUGUCGACAUACCCGGCUCUGCCUGGGGGAGCGGGCAUCGAGGUGAAAAUGCGCGGCGUCGCCCUUCACAUCGACUUGACGGUGGCAGUCUGGCGGGAGAUUGAGCAAGCACUGCAGGCCAAGGAGGACCAGAGGAUGGUGGUGCAGAUCGUGGACCGCAUGCUGGCCGGGGUCUGCACUCCUCACCGGCCAAGCUCUCCGGCGAGCACCUACCUCACGCAGGAGGACGUCUUCCAGCAGCAGAACCCAAGGCUUCACUACGUCCACACGGCAGUGGAGAACCUGAAGGUGCUGUGGAGCCAAUGGAUCGGACCCGGCGAGUGGGACCUGAACGUCACACACUUCAAGCAGGCCAUCCUCGGCACCAAGGUGGACAAGCAGGAGUGGCUGGAGGAAGCCCUGCCGGAGAUCAACAGCUGUGUCAUGGAGCUCAGCAGGCCUCAGUACACCGUGCACAUGGACCUCUUCUACCACAUCUGUCUUGAGCUGUGGCGAGAAGUGAUUGACAACAUGGUCGGGCACGCCAUGCUGCUCAGGCAGCUUCUGGGCAUCACAAAGAAGGACAUCUGGGUGGAGGAGCUGCAGGAGAACACCCUGAAUGAGGAAAGCGAAAUCUCGGCGGAUGCCACCCAGAGAGCCAAGGCCAAGAGCGAUAAAGUGGACAAGAAGGACAAGGAGGACAAGAAGGCCAAGAAGCCGCCGCCUGCCAAGAAGGGCAAAGGGAAAGAGAAGAAAGUGGCAGUGAAAGGCUCAGCAGCAGUGCCUGCCAGCAAGGAUGGCACACCCGCCGCCGAGAGCCCGGAAAGCAGGAAGUGCGAGGAGGAGCAGCAGCAGCAGCAGCAGCAGCAGCAGUUCCAGCAGAUGCAGGCCGUCCUGCAGGAGAUUUACACCAACGAGCUCAAGAUUCAGGUGGGCAUCGACAACUGGUCACCGGGACACCAGCGUGGGCACACGGCCUGGGCCUCUGCAGGAGCCGCCCACCUUCUGAGUUCAGCUGGUGCAGGACGGGCUUGGCAGAGGCCAACUCAGGGAAGGAUGCCAGUCUACCAUAGGGCACCCUCGUGCAUGCCAGGCCCAUCAGCUGUGGGGUCAGUGACCGGGCUGAGGCUUGAACCAGAGUCCCUGGAGCUGUGACCAGCGUACUGUUUUGUAAAAGCCAUAGGAAAUGUCACCCUGUGGUCACCCUGAUGACCCUCAGUGGCUAUCUUAUCUUCUGCUUCUUCUUUCCGCUCAGGUCAAAGGUUUGCUCAUGUCGAUGGUGGAGAAGAUGAGCAACCUGUUUGAAGAAGUGAGAAAGUAAGUGUGGGCACCUCGAGAGCCAACGGGUGGCAGCAUGAGGCUCAUCCACUGCCCACCAUCCAGGGCAUCAAUCCGUUUUGUUCCUUUUUUUUUUCAGAUACGAGCCUUACAAGGGACAGCAGCUGGCACCAACCCUUUGUUUCUAAACUGCCAACCAUCACACCCUCCACCCGCGUGAUGACCAUCCACAAAGCCAGCUUUGUGCAGAGCAAGACAAAGAGGGGGUGAUGCCACUAAUCAUGGAUGUGCGUAAAAUGGGAAGAACCUGAUUGUGAUGGUGCCCACUCAGCCUGGCACAGCCAUACAGCUUUUGAAAGGAGCUAUAAUGGGCACUACAUCAUUCAAUGCUGGACUGUGUGGUGACAUUUACGGGGCAAACUGGACACUGAUUCAUCGCCAUCUACAGGCCACGAGGUGGGCAUCUCACAUGCCACUUGUGCCACCCUUCCACUAAAAUGAAAAUGUGAACAGAGGGCCAUGGGGUACAAGGCCACCGUGGGGGUGGACAGACCACCUGUGCGCACUGCUAUGCAGGUUUUCUUCUGAACCUUCCAAAUGACCCACUCAUGUGACCUGGCUGGUGACAAGACCUUGGGUGACCAAAAGUUUGGAGAGUCCUUGAGACUUCUGGAUGGGCAAGAUGACCAGCUUGUCUAUCUGAUGUCCUCUGCACUGCACCCUGGCUUCGUGUGAGCAUGAGACCCUACCAGCUGUGCCAGCCGAACUCCAGUCCAGGUGCUGCGCCAUGUAAUGUGCCGUUGUCUUGUGAGGAAAUGUAAUGGGCACAGCGGGCAAGCAUUUCACAGACUAAUGUGACUCAAACCCAGGGAGGUCACUGCAUCUUACUGGCCAAGCUGUUGUCCAGGUGGCACUCUGCU
This is a messenger RNA of Erpetoichthys calabaricus (reedfish), 2884 nucleotides long. RefSeq names its product MYCBP-associated protein-like. The record is from RefSeq and is a predicted model, not a curated record. The coding region runs from base 63 to 1841 and encodes 592 amino acids. The transcript is spliced from 13 exons. NCBI's taxonomy places the organism in Eukaryota, Metazoa, Chordata, Cladistia, Polypteriformes, Polypteridae.